Falco peregrinus (peregrine falcon) is the source of this 1085-nucleotide messenger RNA. RefSeq names its product glutaredoxin and cysteine rich domain containing 1 (gene GRXCR1). The transcript is spliced from 4 exons. The record is from RefSeq and is a predicted model, not a curated record. NCBI's taxonomy places the organism in Eukaryota, Metazoa, Chordata, Aves, Falconiformes, Falconidae. Bases 89 to 1021 code for a protein of 310 amino acids. Gene Ontology annotation, cellular component: kinocilium; stereocilium. Gene Ontology annotation, biological process: inner ear receptor cell stereocilium organization; sensory perception of sound.
GGGAACCCUCUUUAGUUUAAUAUGAGAACCCCUGUCAACAGAAAACAGCGCUGAUAUUGUUGUUAAGUGUGACAAACUGGCAAAUGCAAUGGGCACCACGCUGGAACAAUGCAAACUGCUUAUAUCAAUGGAAGAGGCGAUGUUUAAAAGUGAGAUAAAGGCGGACAGCGAGAGGCUGUCAAGGAAGGUUCGAUUCCGCGUUGCGUCCUCGCACAGCGGGAGGGUGCUGAAGGAGGUGUACGCUGACGGGGAGGCUGCCGACUCUCUGGACUCCGAGUAUGCCAGUAGCUCAGAGACUGACCAAACCAGCCGGCUGAGCGAAGUGGAUGGGCAGCAGAAUGGACACGUAGGGUCCGAGUGUGACGAAAAUGAGAACGAGCAGGAUGACUUGCUCAUUUUAGUCAGAGCCACUAAAGAGAGGAGGUUUGGUACAAAGCGAGUCAACAUCCUCAGCAAAAAUGGCACAGUCAGGGGAGUCAAGCAUAAAGUGAGCGCUGGUCAAGCCCUCUUCGACAAUUUGGCAAAAGUAUUUCAGGUAUCAACAGUGCCAGAGUUUGGCCGCAUAGUAAUUUAUACUACCAGCCUUCGCGUGGUGAGAACCACUUUUGAAAGAUGCGAACUGGUUAGAAAGAUUUUUCAAAAUCACAGAGUUAAAUUUGAAGAAAAAAACAUUGCUCUGAACAGUGAUUAUGGAAAAGAACUAGAUGAAAGAUGCAGGAGGGUCUGUGAAGUUCCCUCACUCCCUGUUGUGUUUAUCGAUGGCCAUUACCUUGGGGGUGCUGAAAAAAUUUUACUAAUGAAUGAAUCUGGGGAACUGCAGGAUCUCUUAACCAAAAUUGAGAGAGUCCAGCAUCCUCAGGAGUGCCGCUCUUGUGGUGGCUUUGGUUUCCUGCCGUGCUCAGCGUGCCAUGGGAGCAAGAUGUCUGUGUUUCGGAACUGCUUUACAGACUCAUUCAAAGCCCUCAAGUGCACUGCUUGCAAUGAGAAUGGGCUACAGCGCUGCAGGAGCUGUGCAGGCUGAGAAUGGCAUCUCCACAUGUAAAAACUAAUUUUAUGGUACUGCACCAGUUUGUAAUAUGUUUUUU